AUCGUCUUGUUGUUCAGUGGAACGGGAUGACGCUUCUUGGGCGAUGGGUGUGGAGAGUUGGCACGGCCGGUGUUGGGGUUGUUGUGGGCACCGCGCUGGUGAAGAGCGGUCUCCAUGCCGAUGACGAUGCCGUGUCCGUGGCUUCUUCGGUGGGCAUGCCUGUGGCCCACGCCCAGUCCACCACCACGACGCCGCCAGCCCGGCUUCCAACACUGCCUUAUGGCUUCCCAGACAUGGGCCAGUUGAAGCAUCGCCCCUAUCAUGUCAUCUCAUACAACCAGGCGCUUCGUAUCCCCAACUGGGUGUGCGAGACCUUUGACGAAGAAACAGUCAAAGCUGGAACAACAGACCGGAAACACUGCCCAUUUAAGACAGACAACUCCAUCCACCCGUACUUUCAAUCCGUCGACAGUGACUACAGGGGAAGCGGGUAUGAUCGAGGUCACCUGGCCGCAGCCGCAAACCACCGCACGAGCCAAGAGCACAUGCAGUCGACGUUCUUCUUCAGCAACAUUGCACCGCAGGUUGGGCAGGGCUUUAACCGGGAUGCGUGGAACCAGCUCGAAGGAUACGUUCGCCGCCUCACAAAGGCAUACACACACGUCCAUGUCUGCUCAGGCCCACUGUUCCUUCCAACGCGAACACCGGAUGGCCGCAUGAUGGUUUCGUAUGAGGUGAUUGGGAAGAACCGCGUGGCUGUGCCGACGCAUUUCUUCAAGGUGGUGGUUGGCAAGACGCCCAAAGGCCAGCUUGAGAUUCAAAGCUUCAUCAUGCCCAACAAGCCCAUCGCUGCUGGUCAGCCCCUCAUCAACUUCCUCGUCCCGCUCGAAGACGUCGAGCGCGCAGCAGGCGUGCUGUUCUUUGAAGGCAUCCCGAACAAGUAUGCGUACACGUACCGCAAGAACGGCAAGCUGGGCGGCCGCUUUGACAAGCGUGACAAGACGUAGCAGCGAGGAGAAGGGCUUAUGAUUCUGCCUCGCUGCUCGUGCUGUUGUUUCUGCUGGCUCUGCUGCUUCAGCUCCUGUCUGUGCUACUUCAGCUGCUGUUUUCGUGCUGCUGCUACUACGGCUGUCGAUCAGUCACAGUCAAAGUCACAGCACAGCACAGCACAGCACAGCACAGCACAGCCACAGCACAGCACAGCACAGCACAGCACAGCACAGCGCAUGGCGCUUGGUCUCGUUGUGUCGUAGGAUAAAAAACCCACCGCCAACA
Messenger RNA from Salpingoeca rosetta, 1215 nucleotides. RefSeq lists its product as uncharacterized. The coding region runs from base 27 to 947 and encodes 306 amino acids. Gene Ontology annotation, molecular function: single-stranded DNA endonuclease activity; RNA endonuclease activity; metal ion binding. The transcript is spliced from 9 exons. Lineage: Eukaryota; Choanoflagellata; Craspedida; Salpingoecidae. The record is from RefSeq and is a predicted model, not a curated record. Gene Ontology annotation, cellular component: nucleus; mitochondrial inner membrane. Gene Ontology annotation, biological process: apoptotic DNA fragmentation.